CCCGGUUGGUGUGUAACCCGAGCCAAGGGUAGCGACAGCUGGAGGAGCGAGACGAGGGGCAGCGGGAGAAGGGAGACGACGAGCCACUCGGAAAUAACCUCUCGCUUUCUCUUUCUUUGAAUUUGUACUUCACUCAAAUCUGGAACUGUGCGUAAAGAGCAAUGAACUUUGCGAUGGCAAGGUACUCCUUUUGGACGUGUUUGAUUGCAACUGCAGGCCUACUCUGGGGUGUGACAAUACCAGUGAGUUGUAAUGAGGAGUCUAAGCUGAUUGGGGACCUGUUCAGAGGCUACAACAAGAACAUCCGUCCAGCGGCGCACCCCACUGACAAGGUGGAGGUGCAGGUCAAGCUGAUCCUCACCAACCUCAUCUCCCUGAACGAAAAGGAAGAGACUCUCACGACUAAUGUCUGGAUUGAGAUCCAAUGGAAUGAUAUUCGCCUGGCCUGGAACACCUCUGAGUAUUUUGGCAUCGAGGUUAUCCGUGUGCCUUACAACACAGUGUGGCUUCCUGACAUUGUCCUUGAGAACAACAUUGAUGGCAAGUUUGACGUGGCCUACUAUGCCAAUGUGUUAAUCUACUCCAGUGGCUACAUGUACUGGCUGCCUCCAGCUAUCUACCGCAGCACAUGUGCCAUAGAAAUCACCUACUUCCCCUUUGACUACCAGAACUGCACUUUAGUCUUUAGGUCCCAGACAUACAGUGCAAAUGAGUUGGAAAUCAUGCUGGCUGUUGACACGGAGACUGAACAGCCCAUUGAGUGGGUGGACAUUGAUCCUGAGGCCUUCACUGAGAAUGGUGAGUGGGCCAUAAAGCACCGGCCAGCCAGGAAGCUGAUCAACUCACGCUACACUCCUGAUGACCUGGAGUACCAGGAGAUCUCCUUCAACCUGGUCAUCCAGAGGAAACCUCUGUUCUACAUCAUCAACAUCAUUCUGCCCUGCUCACUUAUCUCCUCCUUGGUCGUCCUGGCCUACUUCCUACCUGCACAGGCUGGGGGACAGAAGUUGACUGUGUCCAUCUCUGUCCUGCUGGCUCAGACUGUCUUCCUCUUUCUUAUUGCUCAGAAGGUCCCUGAGACAUCUCUCAAUGUCCCUCUCAUUGGCAAGUACUUGAUCUUUGUCAUGUCUGUGACAACGCUCAUCGCCACCAACCAAAUCGUGGUGCUCAACAUCUCCCUCCGCAGUCCCAACACCCACACCAUGUCUCACACUAUCAAACACCUCUUCCUGGAGCUUGUCCCUCGAUUUCUGGGUAUGGACCCUCUGGUGGAUGAUGGCGAGGCGGAGGCGGAGGUGAAUGGAGUGAGGGAGCGACGGCGUAGCUCGUUCGGCCUGAUGCAGAGAGCGGAGGAGUAUGUGCUAAAACAGCCACGCAGCGAGAUGAUGUUUGACAAACAGAGAGAGAGGCAUGGCCUCACACGAUCUGUUGUGGAUGGGAUUGAUGUGAGCACCACAGCCAGCCUGUACAAGAGCCUCGCCCAAGCUGCUCCUGAAAUCAAGGAAUGUGUGGAUGCUUGUAACUUUAUCACUGAGAGCACAAAGCAAGCAAAUGACAUUGGAUCAGAAAUGGAGAGCUGGGUAUUGAUUGGGAAGAUGAUUGACAAGGUUUGUUUCUGGGUGGCCAUGGCUCUCUUCUCCAUCGGAACGGUCGCCAUCUUCCUCACGGGACAUUUCAACUCUGUCCCAGAUUUUCCAUUCCCUGGGGAAAACAAACGAUACCUCCCCAGUUAGGGCGGCAAGGCAACCCCCCCUUAACCUGGUCACAGGUUAUAGGACACAUCAUCAUCGUCUUCAUAUCAUUGAGAGCUAAGAUUUAUUCACUUCUUACUCUUACUUACUUAUUUGUCUUUUUAGCAGUAGAUGACUGAAAAUGGUAUCGUCUUGAUAUGAUGUAAUCCUUUUUGAUAAAUAUUUCAUACUGUGUUUUGAGUUUUAGCUUAACCAUUUCUUGUUAUGUGUGAUUUACAUGUGUGCAUUUUAUUUUUUAUAAGGCCUGUGACAUGAAAAUGCCAAAAACCUCGAACAGUUAGUGGCAAAGCAGUUGUGAAAUUAAUUCAACAAGUCUGCUGUGGGCUUUUGUGGGAUUUGUUAUGUUAGAACAAAAUGAAAAAGUUAGAUCUCUGUUUUAGCCUUCAACCUUAUUCAGACCUUAGUCUUUACACAACACAUUAGGAGGACGCUGCAGAUCACCUAUACCCUGCGGAAUUCUUGUCUUUCUUGUAUCUCACUGUAUGGUGCACUCAGCACACAAAACACAUGCUCUUUCCAUGACAUAGACUGACCAGGUGAAUCCAGGUGAAAGCUAUGAUCCCUUAUUGAUGCCACUUGUUAAUCCACUUCAAUCAGUGUAGAUGAAGGGGAGGAGACAGGUUAAAGAAGUAUUUUUAAGCCUUGAGACAGUUGAGACACGGAUUGUGUAUGUGUACCAUUCAGAAGGUGAAUUUAAAAAUAAUUUAAGUGACUUAUGGUAUGGUAAUAGGAGUAUGGUAAUAGGAGUAUGGUAAUAGGUGUCAGGCACAUUGGUUUGUGUCAAGAACUGCAACAGUGCUGGGUUUUAAAUGCUCAACGGUUUCCCAUGUGUAUCAAGAAAUCAAGAAUGGUUCACCACCCAAAGGACAUCCAGACAACUUGACAGAACUGUGGCAACCAUUGGAGUCAACAUGGGCCAGGAUCCCUGUGGAACGCUUUUAACAUCUUGUAGAGUCCAUGCCCCGAUGAAUUGAUGCGGUUCUGAGUGCAAAAAGGGGGGUGUUCAACUCAAUAUUAGGAAAGUGUGCCUAAUGUUUGGUAUACUCAGUGUAUAUGUGACACAGGUCUUUACUGAUGGAUACAAUGCAAUGUAAGAAGACCAUAUACUGUAAGAAUAUUUGAUUUAACUAGUUACUUUAAUAUACACACAGUACAUUUACAUGGUUAAGUGAAUUGUUCUGUUUAAUAUCUAAGAAUGACACAAUGACACAGAGACUUAAUUAAAAGUUAGAAACAGAG
Molecule: messenger RNA, 2990 nt
Organism: Oncorhynchus tshawytscha (Chinook salmon)
Lineage: Eukaryota; Metazoa; Chordata; Actinopteri; Salmoniformes; Salmonidae
Gene: chrne
Product: cholinergic receptor, nicotinic, epsilon
Exons: 11
Coding region: 162-1733 (523 amino acids)
Biological process (GO): monoatomic ion transmembrane transport; chemical synaptic transmission; signal transduction
Cellular component (GO): synapse; postsynaptic membrane; neuron projection
Molecular function (GO): acetylcholine-gated monoatomic cation-selective channel activity; transmembrane signaling receptor activity
Source: RefSeq, a predicted model, not a curated record